AUGAUGACGGGACGUGGCGGCGGCAAGGAGCCCGGGGGAAACAGGCCCAAGAGGGCUGCUUCACCCGGCUCGCCUCCCUCGGGCGAGCAGUCCGAGGCCAAGAGGGCCAAGCUGGCGCACGACUCUCCAGCCUCUCCUGCUCCCGCGAGCGCGGAUGCAGACGACCAUGCGCAGCAGCCGCAGCAGCAGGAUCCUCAUCACUUCUAUGCUCAGGAGCCCUGGAUGCCCGAUUUCUUCGCUCCCGUAAAUGCUCCCAGCGGCAGUGGCAGCUACAACAUUGGCGGCGAUGGCGACGGAGGAGCUGAUGACUCGGUCGAAGGGGCCCUCCAACUGGCUCUCGGUGGCGGUGUUGACGACUUUGACGCUGUUUUUGGAGACUUGGUCGAUCUGGAUGGGGCGGCGGCGGCGGCGGCGGCGUCUACUUCGUCGCAUACUCAGCCUGCUUCCCCGUAUGCGUCUGCAUUUUCGUCUUCUCCGACUUCGCAUGGGGCCGUGGCGGGCCAGCAACAGCGGUUUCAGGGGCAGGCUCCGAUUCAGCAUCAGCAGCAGCAGCAGAUUCCGGAGCAGGCUCCGACUCAGCAGCUUCAGCAUCAGUCCCAGCAGCCGGUUCAGCAGCAGCCGGCGCUUCAUCUUCCUGCCCAGCCCAUGCAGCGGCCGGCUCCUCCUCAGCAGCAACUUCACCUCCCGGCCCAACCUGUUCAGCAGCAGUUCCAUGUCGCUCCUCAGCAGCUUCUCCUCUCGGCCCAGCCUGACCAGCAGCCGGCUCCUCAGCAGCAGCAACUUCAUCUCUCUCCUCAGCAGCUUCUCCUCUCGGCCCAGCCUGCCCAGCAGCCCGCUCCUCAACAGCCCGCUCCUCAGCAGCAGCUUCAGCUCUCUCCCCAACAGCCUCUCCUCCCGGCCCAGCCUGUCCAGCAGCCCGCUCCCCAGCAGCCGGCCCCCGUCGCUGCCCAGCAACCGCAGCAGCCCGACAACAGCACCCUGACCGGCGAGCAGGUCGUCCAGGCCGCCUACGGCAACGGCGUCCGCAUCGACAGCGUGCUGUGCAGGCGCCUGGCCGGCGAGCCGGCCCAGCGCGAGCCCGUCCAGCGCCGCGCCGCACAGAGGCUCAACAUUGAGCGCCGCAGCAACGUCGAGGCCCUCCUGGCCCACGUCACUGGCCAAGUGGCGGCCCAGCCCUGCAAGAACUGCCACAAGGGCCACGGGCCCUGGACCCAGUGCGUCGUCUAUGACGGCCAGAUGUGUGGCAGCUGUUCGAAUUGCUGGUUCAACGCGAGCGGUUCGAGGUGUACGUUUCAUGAGAACAAUAAUCCUCAGCCGCAGCAGCACAUGCACCAGCAGCAGCAGCAACCUCUCCCUGCCACCCCCCAGCACCCUGCGCCCGUCCAGCAGCAGCUGCCCCAGCAGCAGCUUCAGCAGCUGGCGAAUCCCUACCAGCAGCCUGCUCAGCAGCAGCAGCAGCAUGUGCACCCAUACCAGCAGCAUCUUCCGCAUCAGCAGCAACAGCUGGUGAACCCAUACCAGCAGCAGCCUCUCCAGCAUCAACAGCAGCAGCUGGUGAGCCCAUACCAGCAGCAGCCUCUCCAGUAUCAUCCCGCCGUCGCCGCAACGGCCUCUCCCACCCCCUCAUCCCAUUACCGCCAUCGUCGCUCCCAGGGCCCGGCACACUUUGCCAACGGCGUCAACCUCAGCCACCUCAGCGCCAACGACAUUGCCCAGUGGCGCUUGGCCGAUGCGGCCAGACGCGCCGUCGCCCGCGGCAUGGACAGCACUCGGAUUGUCUCUCGCCGACUGCGACUCAUUGCAAGGAUCGAGGCCGCUGCCGAGGAGCUCGGCAUGCGCAUUACAGAGUACGACGAGUACGCCCGCAGCCCCGAGGGCAUCGCCGAGGGCGACGGGAGCGUUUCUUCCGAUGUUGCCGCCCAGCAGCAGCACGAUGACGACGACAACGCCUCGGUGGGCCAGUACGAGCCUCCUCCUCAUCGCUCGCCCUCGCCUCCCUCUCACCACUCUCAUGACCGUGUCCAUGAGGAUGCCUAG
Messenger RNA from Hirsutella rhossiliensis, 2037 nucleotides. RefSeq lists its product as uncharacterized. The coding region runs from base 1 to 2037 and encodes 678 amino acids. The transcript is spliced from 2 exons. The record is from RefSeq and is a predicted model, not a curated record. NCBI's taxonomy places the organism in Eukaryota, Fungi, Ascomycota, Sordariomycetes, Hypocreales, Ophiocordycipitaceae.